GAAAACAGUUAGUCAGCCCAAGCAAGUUUAACGAAACCGUUAGUGUGUCAAAGAGUCAAAGACCAACAUGUUUAAAAUAGCGCUUUUUGCCGUGUAUGUUAUCAUACUGACACUCCACGAAAGCGCCGGGAUUUGUUACAAUUGCAAUAGCAAUGGCGUCGCCUGCGCCAGUAACAACACAUUUCAUCUUUGUUUCGGCGGUUUGCCAAAUUUAGGCGAAGAAUACAGCUGCCCGAAUGAGGAUGAGGUCUGUACCGCACUGGGUCCAGUAUGUAUGGAUCCCAGUAGUAAUCCUAAUAUAGAACCCGCCUGCGGCAACACCAAGCAAUGCGGUCAGUGCGCCGAUGUUAUGGAUGGUGGUUUCACCUGCACCAGCCGGACCACAUUCACUAUGUGCAUGGGGUAUGCGCUGACCGAUAUACGGGCGUCCUGUCCCACCGGUCAAGUAUGUCGCACAUCGGUGGCGCAGACCGGUAAAGUGCCGUGCGUAAAUGAAUGCCUAACGGAUUCGAAUGAUAUGUGUGAUGUAAGUGUGGCUGUGGAUGCGCCACCAAGCAGUGAGUCAGCUGGAACAACUGUAAUUAUACAACCCACACCACCAGCUAAUACAACUACAACAACCGCAAUUAUACAACCUACACCAGCAAUAAACACAACUACAACACAACCAGGGACCACCGCAGAACCGUCUGCUACUUCUACUACAGUUUCAACAAAUGAUUCAACAAGUGUGUCACCUUCGACCAAUCCAUCACCAGUGGAGUUCUGUGCAAGUCAAACACUUGUUGGCCGUUAUUCGAAUCCCGCUGACAACAGUUGUGCCACCUACUUGUACUGCUCAAGCUCUGGUUCGGGCUCGGGCUUUACUGCGCACAUAAUGCAGUGUCCUGCUGGGAAAUUUUUUAAUGCGAAAUUAAGAAACUGUCAAUCUAAUAAACCAAGCGGCUGUGUUUGAAAUAAAGGAAAUGUAAAUAUAUAUUUUUGAUAAAUAUUUAGAUAACUUUACUCUUCCUGAAGUUAAAAUAC
Bactrocera dorsalis (oriental fruit fly) is the source of this 1026-nucleotide messenger RNA. Its product is annotated as mucin-2. The transcript has 4 exons. Gene Ontology annotation, cellular component: extracellular region. Gene Ontology annotation, molecular function: chitin binding. Bases 68 to 955 code for a protein of 295 amino acids. The record is from RefSeq and is a predicted model, not a curated record. NCBI's taxonomy places the organism in Eukaryota, Metazoa, Arthropoda, Insecta, Diptera, Tephritidae.